GGGUUGGAGCGCCCCGUGCCCAGCCGCACGUCCCAGCCGCUGCUGCGCACUCCUGCUUCUCGGGGCUCAGAGGACCCGGGCACGUUCUGGGCUGAAGAUUCCAGGACUGGGGGCCGCUUCCCACUCCGGGGACCCAGAGGAACACUCGAACCGUCCCUGUCCCAGGAACUUUCCGCAGACCUGGUGCGAUACAGCUGCGGCGAGGGCCGUGCGUUCUAAACACAGCUGUGCACGACCGUGCCCUUAACUUCCAGCUGCCGUCUAUGCAGGCUCUUGGCCCUGAGGGGAGGCUGGAGCUCUGAUGGAUGAGCCCCAGCCUCAGGAGACAGCCUUCUGCCCGGUUGUCGGUCCUGAUUGUGUCAAAGCCCGAGGGAGAAGAACCCGGAGUUUGGACUCAGGGGUGGUGGUUUGCAGCCCUGCUCUGUCCCUGGUCUUUUUGCUGCUCUGUCUCCCAACCUUGUGUCUUCAUCUGUGAAAUGGAGAGAAUAGCCUUUGCAUACUGAAAUCAGAUGAGAAAGGGGUGUGCAAAGUAUCUUGGAGAGAAGCCUUCCUCCCCGCCUCCCUCCUCUCCUCCUCUGCCUCUACUGAGGACUUGGUUGUUCCUGUCACCCGUUCCCUCGCCCCCUGUCCCUUCCAAAAAUUCCUUGAGGAGCGAAACAGCAUGGACGCAGCCAGCCAGGUCCCUGCGGAAGUCGAGCUCCCCAAGCACAUCCUGGACAUCUGGGUCAUUGUCCUCGUCAUCCUGGCCACCAUUGUCAUCAUGACCUCCUUGCUGCUGUGCCCGGCCACUGCAGUCAUCAUCUAUCGCAUGCGGGCGCAUCCUGUCCUCAAUGGGGCCGUCUGAGGUCUUCCCAAGAGGGGCAGGGGAGGGGUGAGGGCAGCGUCCCCUCCCCUGGACUCUUCCCUCCUCAGAACAGCAGCAGGAGGGAGUCUGGAGUAUAGAUUCUGGAGCUUGGUGUGUGAGGGGAGGCCCAAGUUCCGUUUUGGUUCUGCCACUGGCCAGCUGUGUGAGUUCCGCCAGGGGACCUGAUUCCAUGAGUUCCAAGGCCCUCAUCUUCCAGAUGGAGGAUUGCGACCCCUGCCCUUCCUACCUCCGAGGGUCGUGAGAACCGAGGACCUGGGGGAGGUUCCAGCUGUCUGAGAGCAGACACUCAGAGGGUACUGCUGAGUGUCCAGAAGCCCUGAAGAACCAAAGAACCUGACUGCUGCUGCUGGCCUUCAAGGUGGCCAGGGGAGACGCUGGGCGCAGAGUGGCCUUUGUCGGUGCCCCUCCCGUCAAACCAAGCGAAGGCACCCUGUCCUCGUCCCAAGGGGCCAUCAGCACACUGGCUCAAAGUUAUUUCCUUUGAGGUGCCAUUCCCUCGAGUUUUCUGAUUUGGGCGGAAAUUGAUCAUGCGGGGGAGGAGAUGGGUAGAACUUUCCAGGACCUUCUCUGUGCCAGAGUCUGCCCACGUGCAGUCUGGAGGAGGGCUCUGCCAUUUCUUGGCAAUGCCGAGGGAGCUGGGCAGCUCUGUCAUUCUGCUCUGGACUGGCAGAGCUUUGGCACUCUAGUAAUGUUGGAAAACGCUGAGUGGCUGAGCUCCCCGGCCAGCUUUCAGGGUCUCCAGCCCCCUCUGCUUGUGUGCCCCACACCGGGGAGCUCUGUCCCUCUGCCCCAGCUCCUGCCAUGAUUCACUCCAUGGUAUCGCGUGUACGCCCUUCACUCCCUCCCACCAGCACUGCAACCGAUCCAAGGUACAGACUUACAGUGUGAGAAGUGUUCCCAGGAUUUUUGAAACUAACUCAAAACAAUGAUGGCUCUUUAGAUGCUAUGGCUUAUAUUUAUAUAGAGGGAUUUCUGGACCACUCAAGCUCUUUGACCCAAACCAGGAGCAUCCUGGGGUCUAUUAAAUUAUAUAAGAAGAUAGCACAGGUAUCUGGACAUCACAGUGUGUAAAUGAUGCUUUUACGCCGACAUGAUCUCAUUGAUGUACACAACCAGUUAACAAUAAAGUGCUGGAACGAG
Artibeus jamaicensis (Jamaican fruit-eating bat) is the source of this 2005-nucleotide messenger RNA. RefSeq names its product small integral membrane protein 3 (gene SMIM3). The transcript has 3 exons. Lineage: Eukaryota; Metazoa; Chordata; Mammalia; Chiroptera; Phyllostomidae. The record is from RefSeq and is a predicted model, not a curated record. The coding region runs from base 662 to 844 and encodes 60 amino acids.